Molecule: messenger RNA, 1068 nt
Organism: Colletotrichum truncatum
Lineage: Eukaryota; Fungi; Ascomycota; Sordariomycetes; Glomerellales; Glomerellaceae
Source: RefSeq, a predicted model, not a curated record
AUGUCCGAUCUCGAAUCGCUUCCCGACUCGCCAUCUGCGGCCAUCGAUCGUGAUGACCACGCCGAUAAUGAAGAACCCCGCGAGGGCGCGGGUGGUGCUACUGCUGAAGAACUGUCUGAUCAGGAAUCGGAUCAGCUCUCUGAAAUUGAUGAGGACCAGUUUGAGGACUACGACCCGGCGACAGCCAACAUUGAGGAUCGCCCCAUAACCGUCGACGAAGAUGUUGCCAAGACGCUCAAGGCGGGAAAGCGAAAGGUGGCCGAUGGAGAUAAGCCAAGGAAACCGAAGGAGGGACGACGAGACAAGAAGAGGUCGCGCGAUGAUGAGGUGUCUGGCGAGGCUGAUGGCGACGUGGGAAGGCCUUCUCGGAAGUCGAGACGCGCCGCUGCCGAUGGUGAGAGGAAGCCGCGACCGAAAGCAGCAUCGCCUGAGAUCGAGGACGAGUCUCAUCUGUCUCCUGAGGAGCGUAGGCGCCGGGCGAUUGAUAGGGCGCUGGAUGCCGCAAUGAAGGGACCAACCAAGCGGAAGAAGAAGAAGGACGAAAUUGAUUUGGAAGACGAAAUUGACGAGCAGAUCGCCGACCUGAAGGUCGCCAUGGAGAGGGCUUGCGAGGCUGAUAAUUCUGCGCGCGAAGCAGGUCAACCUGCUGUUCACAAACUCAAGCUUCUCCCCCAGGUCAAGGACCUGCUGAACCGCAACAACGUCCAACACGCUAUUCUAGACCCUGACACCAACUUCCUCCAACAUGUCAAGUUCUUUCUGGAGCCUCUUAAUGACGGCAGUCUGCCUGCGUACAACAUUCAGAGGGAGAUUUUCCAGGCCCUUAUCCGGCUACCUAUCGAGAAGGAGGCUCUACUUAGCAGCGGUAUUGGUAAGGUUGUCUACUUCUACACUCGCUCUAAGAAGCCCGAGCCUGGUAUCAAACGCAUGGCCGAGCGUCUCUUGGGUGACUGGAGUCGACCCAUUCUCAAACGAACGGAUGAUUACAAGAAGCGGCACAUUGAAACACGCGAGUUCGAUUAUGAGUACUAUUCCCCGCCCAGCUUUUGGUUGGUUUCGUGUCACUAA